Messenger RNA from Drosophila busckii, 768 nucleotides. Its product is annotated as TBP-related factor. Gene Ontology annotation, biological process: DNA-templated transcription initiation. Gene Ontology annotation, molecular function: DNA binding; RNA polymerase II general transcription initiation factor activity. Bases 64 to 726 code for a protein of 220 amino acids. The transcript is spliced from 2 exons. The record is from RefSeq and is a predicted model, not a curated record. Lineage: Eukaryota; Metazoa; Arthropoda; Insecta; Diptera; Drosophilidae.
UCCACGUAGUUAUUUGUUGUCUUUCUGCAACUUCGGCUUUUUGAAUUGCAUUUGUUAUUAACGAUGCAAUUUCACUUUAAAAUUGCUGAACCAGACGCAGGUCCAUCGGCUAGUAGUAGCGCCGGUAAUCCACACAGCUCACUGCAGCCACAGCAGCCAGCUGUGCUAAUCGAACCUAAGGAUGCACAGCACGAGAUAAAGCUACAAAAUAUUGUGGCCACCUUCUCCGUAGAUUGUGAGCUGGAUUUAAAGUUGAUCAACUCGCGGACUCGCAAUUCAGAGUAUUCCCCUAAGCGCUUCCGAGGAGUAAUAAUGCGUAUGCAUUGUCCACGAUGCACUGCACUCAUCUUUCGAACAGGUAAGAUUAUCUGCACGGGAGCACGUAACGAGAUCGAGGCCAAUAUGGGCUCUCGCAAAUUUGCGCGAAUUCUACAAAAACUGGGCUUCCCUGUAAAGUUUGUGGAUUACAAGAUACAGAAUAUUGUGGCCACAGUGGAUCUGCGUUUUCCCAUCCGCUUGGAGAAUCUAAAUCAAGUGCACGGUCAGUUUAGCUCAUAUGAACCAGAAAUGUUCCCAGGUUUAAUAUAUCGCAUGGUAAAACCGCGCAUUGUUUUAUUAAUCUUCGUCAAUGGAAAAGUGGUUUUCACCGGCGCCAAGUCGAGAAAGGAUAUAAUAGAGUGUCUAGAGGCUAUAUCGCCUAUAUUGCUUAGUUUUCGUAAAACAUAGAUAAUUGUAUAUGUAUGCAUGUUAUUAUAGCCAUAAGUAUAA